This is a messenger RNA of Branchiostoma floridae (Florida lancelet), 3044 nucleotides long. Its product is annotated as ankyrin repeat and SOCS box protein 7-like. The record is from RefSeq and is a predicted model, not a curated record. NCBI's taxonomy places the organism in Eukaryota, Metazoa, Chordata, Leptocardii, Amphioxiformes, Branchiostomatidae. The transcript has 5 exons. Bases 165 to 1145 code for a protein of 326 amino acids. Gene Ontology annotation, molecular function: protein binding.
CCCCUUUUAAGGAGUGGUACUGUCGCUCCCACAGUCCUUUUCGUGAGAAGAUGGCGGGCAGGAUAUAAAAUUUUCGGCGCAUCCGCGGAUGACGCAGUUUAUGCGUUUUGGCAGCAAACAUUGCGGGACACUUCGGUACAGGCGGUUCCAAAGAGAUCUUCAACAUGCCCAAGAGCCGGCAGAAGCGUGAUACCUGGGGGAAGUGUCCAUGGGCAGAGUUGGAGAAGGCCAUCCGUGGUGGCAACACUGCAGUGGUUAAGGAAUGUCUCCAGAAGGGUAUGGAUCCAAACAUGGUGUUGAAGAGUGGGAUGACAGCGCUCCACCUGGCUGUCAUGUACAGGCACGACAGGUGUGCACGUCUCCUGCUGGAAAAUGGAGCCAGAGCAGACAUUCACGAGGCUAGCGGUGGCCAUACCCCACUGCAUGGAUGUACAAGAUGGGGGUACAUCCGCAUCGCACAGACCAUCCUGGAGUUCGACUCAUCUCCCGAAGUCGUCAACGCCCAGAACAACCAGGGGCACACCCCUCUGCACCUCGCUGUCGUACACAAGGAUGAAGCAGUCGGGGUGGAACUAGUGAGGGUCCUGCUCGACUGCGGAGCAAACUGGAACAUAUCCACGUUCAAGAGAGGCACCACGCCUUUUGUAAAUGCCAUACAGUACCGCAAGCUCUUGUGUUUGCAGACUUUUCUGGAAAAGGGGGCCAAUCCAAACUUGGGAAAGGGAUGGCCGCUGCACCACGCAUCAGACACAGUCGAUUAUGAUCUAGCCAAGCUGUUGCUAAUGUAUGGGGCCAGGGUGGACGUCUGGGACCAAGGGGGCUUCAACCCGAUGUUUGGGGCCGUUUUCAAAGACAACGUCAGGUUUGCAAGACUGAUGUAUGACUUUGGCAUGGACCCGAUGAGGGUGUCAGAGAAACUGAUGCUUUCACCAUAUCAAGUUGCACUGGCAAUGUCAAAGAGGGCUGGUUCUAACACAGAGACCUUCAACUUUUUCCAAAGCAUCAAAAGCAGACCGCGAAGACUGCAGGAUCUGUGCCGACUGUGCAUCAGGCACACAGUGGAACCCGGGCACUUCCACCUGCUGUGCCAGCUGAAGGAAUGCCUCACCCUGGUCAUGUACGAGUACCUACAGCAUAGAGAGUAACAUGUCAGCACAAGUCCAUCUCUGUUAGCUGGUAGUAAAUAUUACAUGGGAAUUAAGUGUGAAAUGUAUAUGCACAAGCUUUUACCAAGUAUAUAACUUUUAACUGAUGGGAUCAAUGUUUAACUAGUGGUGUACUAAUGCCUGUCUCCAUGGACUGAUUUCAUGCUCCAUUCAAAUUUUACUUUUUGGGACAAGCAUGAUAUAACAUGACAUGUUGAUAUUUCUCCAUAUACGAUGACCUUUGGAGAAUCCUACUACCGGGGUAGUAAAUGAAUAAAUAAAUAAAUAAAUAAAUAUACAUAUAUCAACAGUCUUGUUUUAAAUUAAAGCAAUGUUAUUGCUAACACAUAUUGUGAUUACCUUCAAAGCAGUGAGUAGAAUCAUUGCCAUGUGCAGUGAGGAAAACAUACCAUGUUGUCUGUAAAAGCUUACCAAAUUACCAAAGGUUAGUGCAAGGCUAAACUCACACAGUUCAAGGCUUUUACAGUAAGAAAACACAGUAUAAGAAAAUCAGAUCCUUGUUUUUGCCUUGUUGUUAUCACAGUGGUUAUGAUUUAUGAUAUAGUAUUGUAUUGUAUUUAUCACAUAAUAUAUCCUUCAUAAGGUAUUUAUCAAUGUAAUAUAAAUCUUUAGCAGAGACAUUUUUAUUCUGUACACAAUCAUGUAGUGCUUUUAGAGUGUGAAGUGACCAAAUUGAGAGGUAGAGUUUCCAGAGACCACAACUUGACUGUGUCAAAUUUGUUUUACUUUUCUUAAACUUAUAUCAAUUCCUUUUAUUUUUGGUUUGUUCUUGAUCCUCUAUUUCAAGAACCAAGUACAUGUAUAGUUCUACUAGAAUAAGUGGAAGAAAUGGCAAUUUUGAAUUGUAGUUUUAUUUCUUGUCAGGUUUUUAGUAAGUUUUAUUGUGUGUAUAGGACUACACUGUAUAUCAUUUUUUAAUCUUAACUGGUUUGAGUGAAAAGUCAAUGCCAUUUCAUAUAGUAUAUAUUCCGUAUAGUAUUCAGCAAGUAGCUAUACAUUAUCAUUAUUAAACAAUUAUUAUUAUUAUGUCAUAAUCACCAUGUUGAUAUCACCUAAUAUCAAAAGAAUUGUUCAAUACCAUGAUUUAAAUCAUCACUACAACUGUGUACUUAUCAUAAACAUAUUUGUAUUUAUGAAUGUAUUAUACAUGUGUAUAUUUUGAAAUGACUUUGUGAGUGAACAUGUCACUGUGUUUAAGAAUCUUACAUAUAACACCAGGUAGUAACAGGAUAACAUUGGAUAAAGGACUAUCUGAUCUACAUCUAACCCUGCUAUGUGUACAUGUGCAGUACAUACAGAUGUAUUGUGGUCUAAGUCUAAAGUAUAAGGUCCCACAUUUGUGAACAAUUUUUUGUCUAGACUGUUUCCAACAUUCUCAUGUUGUGGAUGUUUAGUUCUGAAGGGCCUUAACCUAUGAUGUUACUCACAGUCCCCUACAACAUGUGCAUUGGAACUGUGAAAAGACUCAACAUUGUUGACUUAAAAUCUUCAAACAGUAAAUAUGAAAGGGGAUUUCAUAUUGAAAUCCAUGUGCACAAUUUUUUUUAGAUUCUAUAUCACAAUCCCUAGUUACUUGAACAAUAUAGUAAUAGACUAAGCAAGUUUAAGGUACUGCUAAGUCAUAGUCAUUGCAGUGUAUUUUUUUGUAUUGGUGUACCUGAAGUGGGUAAGAAUCAGAAUCAAUUUGCCAAAAGGAUCAAAUUGUACUUAUUGGCAUGUUGUACCUGUAAUCAUUGCAGAUAAUAGGCAGAUUGGAAAGCAUUAAUUAUUGGACAAGUGACAGUGACAGUGAAGGUAGAAUGCCAUAUUUACAAUGACUAUCAAUGUGAACAAUCAUGCAGCAAUUGUACAACCUAGUAAACUAUGGUUAUAAAUGGA